AUGAGAGUGGAUGGACAGUGUCUAUAUGCGGACGACACUUCCUUCUGCAUCAAAGAAGAAACAGAGGAUACGCUAAAACCAAAAAUGAGAAAAAUCCUUGAAGAUGCCAAUGAAUGGUUCACAGCAAAUAAACUGAAACUCAAUGGAGACAAGACUCAGGAACUAUUUAUAUCUUCAAAACCCACCAACGUCACAUCGGUAAAAUUCUUGGGAUUUUACCUAAAUAGCAAAGCAUCUUGGAAGGACCACAUUCAGGAAACCUGCAAAAACCUAGCAUCAGCUUUAUUCAGUAUCAGAAGAAUCAAGAAUAUCUCAACUCCCCAAGCUGCAAGGGUGACAUACUUUGCUAACUUCCACAGCAAAGCCACCUAUGGUAUACUUCUAUGGGGUACUUCAUCAGAUGCUGACAAGAUCUUCGUCCUGCAAAAGAAAGCAAUCAGAAUCCUGUGCCAAAUGAACUAUCGGGAAAGCUGCCGCCCAGCCUUCAAACAACAACAAAUUCUUACCAUCCCUUCCGCGUACAUAUUGAGCUGUCUGAGGUACGUCCACAACCACCUCCACGAGUUCAUCAAGAAUGGCUCAUAUCACGAGCAUAACACAAGACACGCUGACGCGCUCUCAACACCGUACCAUCGGCUUAAAGUGUCACAGCACAGCAUUGACCAUUGGGGCCCGAAGCUUUAUAACAAGCUUCAGGACCCGAUGAAGAGACUAGCUCCGGCUCUGUUUGAGAAGAAGGUAAAGGACGCACUAUUAGAAAUGAGUUAUUAUUCUAUCCAAGAGUUCCUGGAUAACCCUCCAGAUUUAAAAUAA
Tribolium castaneum (red flour beetle) is the source of this 813-nucleotide messenger RNA. RefSeq lists its product as uncharacterized. The coding region runs from base 1 to 813 and encodes 270 amino acids. The record is from RefSeq and is a predicted model, not a curated record. The transcript has a single exon. NCBI's taxonomy places the organism in Eukaryota, Metazoa, Arthropoda, Insecta, Coleoptera, Tenebrionidae.